AUGGUCACACUGGCCAAGGGAGAACUGGAGAACUGGUCUGAGGUGAUUGCAGGGAGCAUCACUGGCAGUCCUUGGUGUUGGGCCAUCAAGGUGAGCUGUGUUGGAUUCUGUGGGGUGUCUAGCAAGAUCAAUGACACAGCGUGGACUGUGGAGGAGCAGUACUUUAACAGCACACUGUCUCUGGCAGACAAAGGGGUCCUGACAGCUGGAGAGCACAACUUUCCCUUCCAGUUCCUGCUGCCAGCCUCUGCUCCAACAUCAUUUGAAGGCCCAUUUGGCAAGGUGCUCCAUCAGGUGAAAGCUGUUAUAGACACACCUCGUUUCUGCAAGGACUACAAAUGCAACAAGAUCUUCUAUGUUCUCUGCCCUCUCAACUUGAAUGACAUCCCUGACAUCGAGCAGCCCAACACCAUGUCCAUCGCCAAGAAGUUCAACUACAAGCUUGUGAAAAGUGGCAACAUCAUCUUGACGGCCACCUCGGAUCUGAAGGGAUACAUUGUGGGACAAGCCAUCCAGCUCCGCACCGACAUAGAGAACAAAUCUGGGCGGGACACUGGGGCAGUGGUGGCCAGUCUGCUCCAGAAAGUGGCUUAUAAAUCCAAGCGCUGGAUUUACGACCUGAGGACCAUCGCGGAGGUGGAAGGCUCAGGAGUGAAAGCCUGGAAACAUGCAGAGUGGAGGGAGCAGAUCCUGGUUCCAGCACUGCCCCAGUCCAUUCUGCAGGGCUGCAGCCUCAUACACAUCGACUACUACAUCCAGGUUUCUCUCAAGUCACCCGAGGUUUCAGUCACUCUCCCCAUCUACAUUGGAAACAUUGCAGUGAACAGGGUGCCCCUGAGCCCCUCCCGCUCCAUCCAGCACAUACCCCCUGCCGUGGUGCCCAGUGCCCCCCCGGAGGAGGAAGAGGCCGCCAGCGGUUACCACCCGAUGGACAAUGUCUCCAUCCCCACCAAAAGCCAUUCCCAGCAGCAGCCGUUCAGCUACGCCCCAGGACUGAGCUUCCAGGAGCUGAGGGUGGUGGACUCGGAGCAGACGGGCUCCCCAGGCCACCCCACGCUCUGCCUGUCCACGGGAGCCUCUGCUCCAACAUCAUUUGAAGGCCCAUUUGGCAAGGUGCUCCAUCAGGUGAAAGCUGUUAUAGACACACCUCGUUUCUGCAAGGACUACAAAUGCAACAAGAUCUUCUAUGUUCUCUGCCCUCUCAACUUGAAUGACAUCCCUGACAUCGAGCAGCCCAACACCAUGUCCAUCACCAAGAAGUUCAACUACAAGCUUGUGAAAAGUGGCAACAUCAUCUUGACGGCCACCUCGGAUCUGAAGGGAUACAUCGUGGGACAAGCCAUCCAGCUCCGCACCGACAUAGAGAACAAAUCUGGGCGGGACACUGGGGCAGUGGUGGCCAGUCUGCUCCAGAAAGUGGCUUAUAAAUCCAAGCGCUGGAUUUACGACCUGAGGACCAUCGCGGAGGUGGAAGGCUCAGGAGUGAAAGCCUGGAAACAUGCAGAGUGGAGGGAGCAGAUCCUGGUUCCAGCACUGCCCCAGUCCAUUCUGCAGGGCUGCAGCCUCAUACACAUCGACUACUACAUCCAGGUUUCUCUCAAGUCACCCGAGGUUUCAGUCACUCUCCCCAUCUACAUUGGAAACAUUGCAGUGAACAGGGUGCCCCUGAGCCCCUCCCGCUCCAUCCAGCACAUACCCCCUGCCGUGGUGCCCAGUGCCCCCCCGGAGGAGGAAGAGGCCGCCAGCGGUUACCACCCGAUGGACAAUGUCUCCAUCCCCACCAAAAGCCAUUCCCAGCAGCAGCCGUUCAGCUACGCCCCAGGACUGAGCUUCCAGGAGCUGAGGGUGGUGGACUCGGAGCAGACGGGCUCCCCAGGCCACCCCACGCUCUGCCUGUCCACGGGAGCCACCGUCCCCUACUACGCCGAGGGCAACGUGGUGCCCGUGCCCACGGCCAGCUCGCUCAUCCUGCCCCCAGAGUACAGCACCUGGGGGUACCCCUAUGAAGCACCUCCAUCCUACGAGCAGAGCUGCAGCAGUGCCAACUCCAGCAUCAGCAAUGGCAACUAA
Molecule: messenger RNA, 2070 nt
Organism: Chaetura pelagica (chimney swift)
Lineage: Eukaryota; Metazoa; Chordata; Aves; Apodiformes; Apodidae
Gene: ARRDC1
Product: arrestin domain containing 1
Exons: 12
Coding region: 1-2070 (689 amino acids)
Biological process (GO): protein transport
Cellular component (GO): cytoplasm
Molecular function (GO): ubiquitin-like ligase-substrate adaptor activity; ubiquitin protein ligase binding
Source: RefSeq, a predicted model, not a curated record